Messenger RNA from Diuraphis noxia (Russian wheat aphid), 2319 nucleotides. Its product is annotated as cullin-3-like. Gene Ontology annotation, cellular component: cullin-RING ubiquitin ligase complex. Lineage: Eukaryota; Metazoa; Arthropoda; Insecta; Hemiptera; Aphididae. Gene Ontology annotation, biological process: ubiquitin-dependent protein catabolic process. Gene Ontology annotation, molecular function: ubiquitin protein ligase binding. The record is from RefSeq and is a predicted model, not a curated record.
AUGAUUCAUAUUCUCAGAAUAAUAUCACGUAACGAGAUUAUUGUGGUGUCUAAAGGUGUCCCGCCUUUGGCUGUUGGGUUGACAAUGGAUGAUACAUCAAUUGAUAAUAAUUGGGCGAUAUUAAAAAAUUCUAUUCAAAAAAUUCUAAAGAAAAACCAUUCUGGUCUAAGUUUUGAAGUACUGUACCGAAAUGCUUAUAUGAUGGUAUUGUUAAGAGAUGGUGAGACAUUGUAUUAUGGCUUAAUGGAAGUUAUAAUAGAUCAUUUAAAAAAUAAGGUUAGAGAAGACGUUCUAAAGGCAUUAAAUCAAAAUUUUUUACAAGUUUUAAAUGUUGUUUGGAAUGACUAUCAAAUUGCUAUGGCAAUAAUAUGUGAUAUAUUGAAGUACUUGGACAGAUGUUAUGUUAAGAAUAAUGGAGUUGAUAAUGUUUAUAAUGUGGGGCUCACUUUAUUUCGCGAUCUAAUUGUUCGAUAUGAGUAUAUUCGUGAUCAUCUUCGAACGACUCUGUUGAAUUUGAUAGAACUUGAAAGGAAAGGUGAAGUAAUUGAUGGAAUAGCCAUUAAAAAUGCAUGUAAAAUGUUAAUGGAUCUUGGAAUUACUGGAACUAUGGUUUAUGAAGAAGAUUUUGAAAACCCAUUUUUGGAACAAUCUGCUGAAUUUUAUAAAAUAGAAAGUCAAAAGUUUUUAGAGGAAAACAAUGCAUGCAUUUAUAUUAAAAAAGUUGAAUCUAAAAUUAUAGAAGAAUCAGAACGUGCAAAAAAAUACCUUGGUGAUUCAACUGAGAAUCGAAUUGUUGAAGUUGUUGCAAAUGAACUAAUUAAAAGGAAUAUGAAAACCAUUAUUGAAAUGGAAAAUUCUGGUGUUGUAUACAUGUUGAAGAACAACAAAAUUGAUGAUUUAGCAUGCAUGUACAAACUAUUAUCACAAGUUUCUGGAGGUUUAAAAACUAUGUCUGAUAGUGUUAGUCAGUAUUUAAGAGAAUUAGGAAAAUCACUUGUACAAGAACAAGAUAUUAAUACUAAUGCAGUCCACUAUAUACAGAGUUUGCUGGAUUUGAAAGAUAGAUUUAAUUUAUUUUUAGUACAUUCUUUUAACAAUGAUCAAAUGUUUAAAGAAAGGAUUGUAACUGAUUUUAAAUAUUUUUUCAAUAUCAAUUCUAAAUCACCAGAAUAUCUAUCAUUGUUUAUUGAUGAAAUGUUGAAAAAGAACGUGCAUUGGUUAACUGAAAGUGAUGUAGAAUCAGUUUUGGACAAAGUUAUGGUUAUUUUCCGCUUUAUUGAAGGAAAAUAUGUAUUUGAAAGGCAUUAUAAAAGACAUUUAGCCAAGAGAUUACUUUCAAAUAAAUCCUUCAGCAAUGACAAUGAAAAUAAUAUGAUCUCAAAACUCAAGGCUGAGUGUGGCAGUCAAUUUACUACAAAACUGAAAGGUAUGUUGAAAGAUAUGUCCAUAUCUAAUACUAUCAUGGAAGAAUUUAAAGAAUACACUGCUAAGUCUAAUAGUCAUUUACAUGGUGUGGAUCUUACUGUGAGUGUUUUAACCUCAGAUUUUUGGCCUAUAUGUGCAUUAUCAAAGUGCAAUGUACCAUUAGUUCCUAGGAGUGCUUUYRAAGAAUACCAACUAUUUUAUAUGAGGAAAUAUGAGCGACGAUUACUAACAUUGCAACCACAACUUGGGUCAGCUGAUUUGGAAGCUGUAUUCUAUGGUUCAAAACUAUCAGACAAUGACUUAUCGACAAGUGUAUCUUCUUCAGCUAAUUCCCCCAAACCAUCUACUGUGCAAAAAUACAUAAUUCAAGUGUCGACAUAUCAGAUGUGUAUUCUUUUAUUGUUCAAUACUCAUGAAAAAUUAUCUUUUGAAGACAUACGAAGAGAAACUGAUAUUCCUGAUAAAGAUUUAAUUAUAGCAUUACAAUCUUUAGCAUUGGGAAAGCCCUCACAGCGUAUUCUUUUGAAGACUCCUAAAUGUAAAGAAAUAGAAUUAAAUCAUGAAUUCUGUGUUAAUGAGUUAUUUAUUUCAAAAUUGCAUAGAGUGAAAAUCCAUACAGCUGAAGCUAAAGGUGAAACUGAAUCAGAAAGAAAAGAAACUAGAAACAAGACAGAUGAGUACCGUAAGCAUGAAAUUGAAGCUGCUAUUGUACGCGUUAUGAAAUCUCGAAAAAAAAUUAAUCAUAAUGCCCUUGUAGUGGAAGUUGUAGAACAACUCAGAGUCAAAUUCAUACCUCCUCCGGCUAUUAUCAAAAAAAUAAUUGAAGGACUGAUUGAAAGAGAUUACCUUGCAAGAUCAGAUGAAAAUUGGCAAACUUAUCUCUAUGUUGCAUAA